AUGAGCGUUGAUUAUCGACCGACAGUCUUUUUGCCGAAGACCGACUUCCCGAUGCGCGCGGGCCUGGCCAAGAAGGAGCCGCAGACCCUGGCGCGCUGGCAGGACAUGGACCUCUUCGAGCAGCAGCGCAAGCAGUCAGAGGGCCGGGAGAAGUUCAUCCUUCACGACGGCCCGCCCUAUGCAAACGGCCAUCUCCAUAUCGGCCACGCGCUGAACAAGAUCCUGAAGGACGUCAUCAACCGCGCGCACCAGAUGCUCGGCAAGGACGCGCAUUACGUGCCCGGCUGGGACUGCCACGGUCUGCCCAUCGAAUGGAAGAUCGAGGAGCAGUACCGGACCGCGGGCAAGGACAAGGACAGCGUGCCGCCGCUGGAGUUUCGCCGCGAAUGCCGCGACUUCGCUGAGAAGUGGGUGAAGGUCCAGACCGAGGAGUUCCAGCGCCUUGGCGUGCUGGGCGACUUCGAGCGGCCCUAUCUGACCAUGUCUUUCGACGCCGAAGCGCAGAUCGUCCGGGAGAUCGGCAAGUUCCUGCAGAACGGCGGCAUCUACAAGGGCUCGCGUCCGGUGCUCUGGUCGGUGGUGGAGCGCACCGCCCUGGCCGAUGCGGAGGUCGAAUACCACGAGCAUGUCUCCCAGACGAUCUGGGUACGCUUUCCGGUGGUGCGCAGCAAGGCGCCGCUGCUGGAGGGUGCCAGCGUCCUGAUCUGGACCACCACGCCCUGGACCAUCCCCGGCAACCGGGCCGUUGCCUUCGGCGAGGAGAUCGCCUAUGGCGUCUGGCAGGUCGAGACCCCGGGUGAGGGCAGCCACGCCGCGGCCGGCGAGAAGCUGGUGCUGGCCAAGGACCUGGCGGACACCGUCAAGGCCGAUGCCAGGAUCGAGGCCUGGACACACCUCGGCGAUCUCUCGGCCGACGAUCUGGCCGGUGCGGUCUGCGCCCAUCCCUGGCGCGGUUUUGCACCCGCUGCCGGCGGCUACGACUUCGACGUCCCGGCGCUGGCCGGCGAUUUCGUCACCACCGAGCAGGGCACCGGCUUCGUCCACAUCGCGCCCGGGCACGGCGCCGACGACUGGGCGCUCGGCCUGCAGCACGGCAUCGAAAUUCCGCAGACCGUCGAUGGCUCCGGCACCUUCUACGACCACGUGGCCCUGGUCGGCGGCGCGGUGGUCUACGACGAGAACGGCAAGCCGGGCGACGCCAAUGGACGGGUCAUCGCGGCCCUGGCGGAAGCAGGCCGGCUGCUGCACCGGGGGAAGCUCCGGCACAGCUAUCCGCAUUCCUGGCGCUCCAAGGCGCCGCUGAUCUUCCGCAACACCCCGCAGUGGUUCAUCUCCAUGGAGACCAACGAACUGCGGGAAAAGGCGCUGAAGGCGAUCGAUGAAACGCGCUUCGUGCCGGCGACCGGGCGCAACCGCCUGCGCUCGAUGAUCGAGCAGCGUCCGGACUGGUGCAUCUCGCGCCAGCGCCUCUGGGGCGUGCCGCUGCCGAUUUUCGUCGACAAGAAGACCGGCGAGGCGCUGCGCGACCCGGCAGUGAUCGAAAGAGUCGCCACCGCGUUCGAGGAAGAGGGCGGCGACGCCUGGUUCUCCAGCGAUCCGCAGCGCUUCCUCGGUAACGAGUACAACGCCGAGGACUACGAGCAGAUCACAGACGUGGUGGAGGUCUGGUUCGAUUCAGGCUCCACCCACAGCUUUGUCCUGGAGGCACGGCCGGAACUGAAGUGGCCGGCGGACCUCUAUCUCGAAGGCUCCGACCAGCACCGCGGCUGGUUCCACACCUCGCUGCUGGAAUCCGCCGGCACGCGCGGGCGCGCGCCCUACGAGGCGGUCCUGACCCAUGGCUUCAUCCUGGAGGAGCAGGGCAAGGAAAAGAUGUCGAAGUCGAAGGGCAACGCGCUCUCCCCGCAGGAUGUGGUGGACAACCAGGGCGCCGAUAUUCUUCGGCUCUGGGUGGUUGCCUCGAACUACGAGGAAGACCUGCGCUUCGGGCCGGAGAUCCUGAAGUAUCAGGGCGACGCCUACCGCCGGCUGCGCAACACACUGCGCUUCCUGCUGGGCAACCUCGACGGCUUCCAGGAAAGCGAGCGCCUGGACGCCGAGGAGAUGCCGGAACUGGAGCGCUGGGUGCUGCAUCGCCUGGCGGAACUGGACCGGCAGGUGCGCCGCAAUGUCGAGGGUUUUCACUUCCACGCCCUUUAUCAGGCGGUCUACACCUUCUGCGCCGUCGACCUUUCGGCCUUCUACUUCGACGUCCGCAAGGACGUGCUCUAUUGCGACCGGCCGGAUUCCCUGCGCCGGCGCGCCUGCCGCACGGUGCUGGACGAGGUUUUCUCCUGUCUCACGGCCUGGCUGGCGCCGAUCCUCUGCUUCACCGCCGAGGAGGCCUGGUGGGCGCGCGGCAAGGGGCCUGAGGCCAGCGUUCACCUGCGCACCUUCCCGGAGGUGCCGGCAGGCUGGCUCGACGAGGCCCUGGCCGCCAAGUGGUCGAAGGUGCGUGAUGUCCGCCGGGUGAUCACCGGGGCCCUGGAGCUGGAGCGCGCGGACAAGCGUCUCGGCUCCAGCCUGCAGGGGCACCCGGAAGUCUUCGUCGCCCGGCCGGACCUGCUGGCCGCCGUCGCCGACGUCGAUAUGGCGGACAUCGCCAUCACCUCGGCGAUCACCGUGACCGAGGGCGAAGGCCCGGCGGAGGCCUUUCGCCUGGACGAGGUUGCCGGCGUUGCGGUGACUGUGCGUCUGGCCGAGGGCGAGAAGUGCGAGCGCUGCUGGAAGGUGCUGCCGGAGGUGGGCAGCAUCCCCGAGGCGCCCGGGACAUGCCGGCGCUGCGCCGAUGCCGUGCAGCACCUCGGCGCCGCGGCGCAGUAG
Messenger RNA from Symbiodinium necroappetens, 2862 nucleotides. The record is from the annotation of a GenBank genome assembly. NCBI's taxonomy places the organism in Eukaryota, Dinophyceae, Suessiales, Symbiodiniaceae.